CGAUAUUGCAUUUUUAAGUCAGCAUUAUUUUACGUUUGCAUGGCGUCGUAAACAUGGCUGCCGGGCCAAUUGCAGAAAGAAAUCAAGAUGCCACAGUUUAUGUGGGCGGUCUUGAUGAGAAGGUAUCUGAAGCUAUUCUCUGGGAACUGUUUCUGCAGGCAGGUCCUGUUGUGAAUGUCCAUAUGCCGAAAGACAGGGUAACUCAGGCACAUCAGGGCUAUGGUUUUGUAGAGUUUAUGGGAGAGGAAGAUGCAGAUUACGCAAUCAAAAUUAUGAACAUGAUCAAAAUGUACGGGAAACCUAUACGAGUGAAUAAGGCAUCUGCAAACCAACGAAAUCUGGAUGUCGGGGCUAAUAUAUUUAUCGGUAAUUUAGAUCCAGAAGUGGACGAGAAACUUCUAUAUGACACAUUUAGUGCCUUUGGCGUCAUCUUACAAACUCCUAAGAUUAUGAGAGAUCCAGACACCGGAAACUCUAAAGGUUACGCGUUCAUCAACUUCGCAAGUUUUGAGGCGGCAGAUUCCGCUAUAGAAGCCAUGAAUGGACAGUUUUUGUGCAAUAGAGCGAUUAGUAUAUCGUACGCAUUCCGAAAAGAUUCUAAAGGAGAGAGGCAUGGUUCCGCCGCAGAACGUAUGAUGGCAGCAAAGAACCCACUAUCACUUACAGAUAGACCUCAUCAAUUAUUUGCAGAUGCCCCUCCCCCUCAGCAACCUCCAGCCCCUGCUGGAAGUGUAGUCCCGCCUCCACCUCCUCCUGUUCAGCAAAUGGCCCCUGGUCAAGGCCCAGGUGGACCAGUAUCAUCACAACAGACAUCGUUACCUCCUCCAGUACCCCCCCCAAUGGGAGCACCAAUACCGCCCCCUGUUUCAGGAGCUCCGCCCAUGAUGCCUCCUCCUGUUCCGCCUUCAGGGAUGCCACCAUUCAGUGGACCUCCCCCAGGGCCGAUGGGUGCACCGCCUUUCAUGCCACCAGGAAUGGCUCGACCCCCACCCCCUGGUCCACCUCCGAGCUCCAUGGCAAACAUGCCCCCACAAGGCAUGCCUCCAAGACCAGGUAUGCCACCACCCCCAGCUCCUCCUAUGAACCCCACAUCUACAUCACAACAAAUGGGAGGCUAUCCACCUCAGCCCCCAUUAUCACAGCAGUCAAAUAUGGGCGGACCUCCGCCUGGAAUGGGACCGCCUCCAGGAAUGAGACCGCCGCCUCCUGGAUGGAGAGGUCCGCCUCCACGAGGACCUCCUCCGCCUUUUGGAAUGAGAGGUCCUCCCCCUGGAAUGCGACCACCCCCACCAGGUAUGGGACCACCAAGGGGCCCUGGUAUGAGAGGGCCACCGCCACCUAGGGGCAUGAGACCGCCACCCCCAGGAAUGAGGGGGCCACCCCCUCCUCCACCUCCGUCAGGGGGAAGUAACUAUGAUAAUUAUGAAGGUGGAUACUGAGGAGCUACAGGAAAUCUCAGAGGACACAAAAAAGAUGAAUGAUGGAAAGUGAUGCCAUGAAAAAUGGUUAAUAGCCAAAGAAUAUGGAGAAAAAAUGACUUAAAUCUGGAUCUUUCUGCUAGCCAUUAUUACCAGUGUUAUUAUUGGUGUGAUAACCGGUUUUAUUACUAAAACCGGUUUUGUAACCGAAAGUGAGAACUAAAUAUAGAGAAAGAAACCAAGUUUUUCUUGGAGCUUAAUAAGACUGAGAUCACUUUAAUGUUUGUGAAAGUGACACUUAUUUUUCUAAAGCAAAUCUGGUCAGAACAAAACAAAACACAUUUUGAGCGUAAGGCUUAGAUAUGAAAUCUUUUGUUCAUGAUAAUCAUGAUCAUGAUAAUUAUAAGAAUGAAAAUUAUAAGUGUGAUGAUUAUGAUAAUUAUGAAAAUGAUAAUUAUGAAUAAAAUAAUUAUAAAUUAUGUAUUAUGAUUAUGAUAGUUAUGAUUUUGACAAUUAAGAUUAUGAUAAUUAUCAUAAUGAUAAUUAAGAUUAUGAUAAUUAUCAUAAUGAUAUUUAAGAUUAUCAUAAUAAAUAUGAUAAUUAAGAUUAUGAUAAUGAAUAUUAUGAUAAUUAUGAUCAUUUUAAUCUAGAUAAUUGUGAUCAUGAUUAAAAUAAGCAUUAAAAAUGCAAGAAAAUUGCUGUGAUGAAGCCUGUUUAAGUAAUGUUGUCAGCAAGUGAACAUUUUUGAGUAAAGCAGAAUCAAUAAGAUUCCUUUCUGUCAGCUAAUAAAUAAAGGGGAAACUGGAUUUUAUAAGUGACAAAAAAUGUAUGAAUGUUUCUCAUUGUACCAUUAUAUAUCUACUGUUCAUUACAGAAAUGGGCUUUUCACCCAUAACAUUUUUCAUUUAGAUAUUAAUUUAAUACUUUUGGUGUAUAUGGAAUAUAUCUGAUUCUGAUUCUAUGUUAAUAACAAACAACUAAAAAUUUAAAAAUAUUUCACUUUUCUGUGAGAUAAACAUUAUAUUUACAAUUAUUCAUUUCUUUACUACAAUUCAGAUAUACUUUUCAUGCUCUUCAUUUUUUUUUAUUUGUUUGACAAUCUUUCUGUCUGUUUAGGCAUGGGCUAGACCAAAUUUGGACUUUGGGGUACCCAGGCUCUAAAUGCCAAUAGAAAUCUUGGCACUGGCUAAUAGGGCUAGGCAAAAGGAGACAAACUUAUAAUAGUGUCUCUCCUAUAAAUUUCAUAAAACUAUCCUAAAAAUGGGAGAAGUGCCAAUUUGUUGUCACACACUAUUGUUUACUCAGUUGAAAAAAACAGUGAUAGAUCUAACAAAAGUUAUGUUUUUUUGGUCUUUUUGAAACUCUAUUUUUGCCUGAUUGUACAGGUGACAGAAUACUUUCAUGGUGGAACACAGAAAACUGUGUCAGAAUGUAGCAAAUCUAGCAUGGAAAUAUGAUUUCUAAAUAGAAAUAUUAGAACAAGAAUCUUCCAUUGAUAAAUUUCACUGUUUCAUUGUUUUUUGAGCUGCCACUGCAAAAGUUGACAUUCUGUCCCAGUAUCAGAUUCAAUGUGGAUCACCUUUACGUAAUCUGACAUACAUGAAAUGCGGACAUCACCCUACCAGGUUGCAAAGGGGUCAAAGCUUAACAGAGUUUAGAAUGUUGUAUAAUUGAUAAUAUUUUUAAGUCAAGCAGUAACUAUUGGUU
Ruditapes philippinarum (Manila clam) is the source of this 3125-nucleotide messenger RNA. Its product is annotated as splicing factor 3B subunit 4-like. The record is from RefSeq and is a predicted model, not a curated record. Gene Ontology annotation, biological process: positive regulation of mRNA splicing, via spliceosome. NCBI's taxonomy places the organism in Eukaryota, Metazoa, Mollusca, Bivalvia, Venerida, Veneridae. The transcript has 10 exons. Gene Ontology annotation, molecular function: RNA binding. The coding region runs from base 54 to 1439 and encodes 461 amino acids. Gene Ontology annotation, cellular component: nucleolus; U12-type spliceosomal complex.